AAAAAUAAACCACCAUAAACAGUAAACCUUCGAUUUCGUUAAAAUCUCUCAUUUCUUCUCUCUCUGGAAAAAGAAAUUAGGGUUUCGAAAACUUUUGAAGCAGAGAUCGGAAGCAAAUGGAGAGUGCAUUAGCAAACGCAUCGGAAAUUAUAGACCAGAGGCAGAAAAUCGAGCAAUACAAACACAUUCUAUCAACUGUUUUCUCAUCCAACGACAUCGUUCAAGCCAAGAAAUUCAUCGAUCAUAUGUUAUCGGACGAUGUUCCACUGGUGGUAUCAAGGCAGCUUUUACAAACUUUCGCUCAAGAAUUAGGAAGGUUGGAGCCUGAGGCACAAAAGGAAAUUGCUCAUUAUACCCUUGCUCAAAUUCAGCCUCGUGUCGUUUCAUUUGAAGAACAGGUACUGAUUAUCCGAGAGAAACUUGCUGAGUUGUAUGAGUCGGAGCAGCAGUGGUCAAAAGCAGCGCAGAUGCUAAGUGGGAUUGAUUUGGACUCUGGAAUGAGGGUUAUUGAUGAUACAUUCAGAUUGUCAAAAUGUGUCCAAAUUGCCCGUCUCUAUCUUGAGGAUGAUGAUUCUGUUAAUGCAGAAGCUUUUAUUAAUAAAGCUUCAUUCUUGGUUAGCAACAGUCAGCAUGAAGUUUUGAUUUUACAAUACAAGGUAUGUUAUGCAAGGAUUUUGGAUUUAAAGAGGAAGUUCUUGGAAGCAGCAUUGCGAUACUAUGACAUAUCUCAAAUUGAGAAGCGACAAAUAGGAGACGAAACAAUUGAUGAGGAUGCUCUGGAGCAAGCUCUAUCUGCUGCUGUUACAUGUACAAUAUUAGCUGGUGCAGGUCCUCAGCGUUCUCGUGUUCUUGCCACACUUUACAAAGAUGAACGUUGCUCCAAGCUGAAGAUUUAUCCAAUAUUACGAAAGGUUUAUUUGGAGAGAAUAUUAAGAAAACCUGAAAUUGAUGCAUUUGCUGAAGAACUGAAACCACAUCAGAAAGCAUUGCUUCCUGACAAUUUUACUGUGCUGGACCGUGCCAUGAUAGAGCAUAAUCUUCUGAGUGCAAGCAAACUUUACACAAAUAUAAGUUUUGAUGAGCUGGGUACUUUGCUGGGCAUUCCUCCUCAUAAGGCAGAGAAAAUAGCCUCAAGAAUGAUUUAUGAGGAUAGAAUGAGGGGAUCAAUUGAUCAGGUGGAAGCGGUUAUACAUUUUGAAGAUGAUACAGAAGAGCUGCAACAAUGGGACCAACAGAUUGUUGGCGUGUGUCAAGCUCUGAAUGACAUACUUGAUAGCAUGGCAAAGAAGGGCAUGGCAGUUCCUGUGUAAUCCGAUGCAUCUACCGAGAACAAAGAAACUCAGAAGAGGAUUGACUUUAACCUUCUCCCAUAUGCGUAAAAGGAACAUCAUCGGUCACCUCUGGUUUUUACGAUUUCAGUUACUGGGGUUUAUUUUAGUAACUGCCAUUUUGUCUUUUGGGCAGGCAUGGGGAUUUUGAUAAUCAAUUAAGGGUCCCUAAUUAGUACUAUUGUUAUCAUUUCUUUUUCAGUUGUUUGGUAAGAAAGUUGCCUUGUUGGCCAGUUAUGAGGCCGACAUAGAUUGCAGAUUUGCCAGAAAUAUGUCUAAUAUCUUUUAAGGGUUUCACUGAACUUGAACUAUCAACUUUGUUGUAUUUUGUUGUUCAACUAUUAAUUUUUCCAAUUUAAUCACUAA
Messenger RNA from Gossypium raimondii (Peruvian cotton), 1694 nucleotides. Its product is annotated as COP9 signalosome complex subunit 4. Bases 117 to 1310 code for a protein of 397 amino acids. The transcript has 14 exons. Lineage: Eukaryota; Viridiplantae; Streptophyta; Magnoliopsida; Malvales; Malvaceae. Gene Ontology annotation, cellular component: cytosol; COP9 signalosome. The record is from RefSeq and is a predicted model, not a curated record.